GCAGUACUGACAAAUAGUCAUGUUGGGAAAACUUGUGGAUUUACUUUUAUUAUUUGUCAGUGCAGGAGAACCUUUACUGAAAACACAUGGCAGCUGAGAGAAACCAGUGAUGUGUUUCAUCGUUAUUGCUGUGUACUUGAUCCUCCUCAUCCCUCAUGCCCUAGCCCUGUGGGCCUGUACACGUGCAUGCCCUCCUAGUUGCAUCUGUACUCAGGAGAAGAGCUGCAGUGUCCUCUGUGACCAUGUCAACAUGGUGGACCUGCCCAAAGAAUUCCCCUGUGAGGCAUCCUCCAUAAACCUGGACAAGAACAGCCUCAAGUUCUUGUCUGAGCGGGCGUUUGGCACUCUGCCUUCCCUCAAGUCACUCUCACUUGACCACAACAACAUCUCUUUCAUCACACCAGGUGCAUUCAAAGGGCUUCCCAACUUGGUGGAGCUCAAAAUGGCCCACAAUGAUUACAUCCGUUAUCUGCAUACCCGCAUCUUCACAUCACUCAAACGAUUGGUUCGUUUGGACCUUUCUGACUGCAACCUUUUCAACAUGCCAGACCGCAUCUUCCUUGAGCAAAUUUCUCUAAAGGAACUGCUGUGCUUUCAAAACAACUUCCGCCGCAUUCCUGGUGCUAUACGAGGGAUGGAAAACCUCACACACGUCUACUUGGAGCGCAACAAGAUUGAAGCAGUGGCCUACAACUCUUUGCUAGGCCUAACCAACCUCAAAUACCUUAACUUGCAGGAGAAUCGCAUAAAUGUUAUCCAUGAUGAAGCCUUCAAAGAUCUAGUGCGCCUGGAGAACUUUUACUUGAAUGAUAAUUUGUUGGUUGACUUACCCCAGCAGGCUUUCAAGGGCCUAAGCAAUCUGAAAAUGUUGAACCUGGGAGGAAACCUACUGACCAAUGUCUCCAAAACAUGGUUCAGUGACCUGGUAGAGCUGGAAAUACUCUACCUGGAUCGAAACCGCCUGUCCUAUAUCGAGGAGGGUUCCUUUGAGAACUUGACAAGCCUCAUGACGCUGCACCUCAACAGCAACAAUCUGUCAACUUUACCCUUUUCAGUCUUUCAGCCCAUCUAUUUCAUCGGGCGCCUGUAUCUCUUUCGAAACCCCUGGGAGUGUAGCUGUGAUCUGGUGUGGCUGAGAGAGUGGAUGGAGAGUUAUAAGCUAGUGAGAGACAUUCCAUGUGCAUCCCCUUCCUCGGUAGCUGGCUUGGAUCUGAGUGAGGUGGUCUACGCCCAUCUGAACGACACUUGUCUGGAUCCACCAGAGCUCAACCUGACCACAGCUCUUCCUGACUAUCCAACCACCGAGAACAAGUUCAACAGCCUAAUUUCCAAACUGCUUCACCAGGAGUUCAGAGAAGAGAUGAUUAACUCAACGGACAGCCUGAGGAAUGGCACCCAGCAGGAUCAAGCUGAGAGUCAGGUUUCUUCUGGAUAUGGACUGUUCAGUGCUCCUUAUACUACGCUUCUUUUAUUUCUCUUUCAAGCCCAGAUUGGCUUUCUAUCUGACAGCAUUAAUGUCUCUUGAGAGUCAGGUGAAUACCAAAAGGGAUGAAAGGCAUUCAAGAAUGGGAAAAUGUUGUGGAUUUAAGGCUGUGCUGAAAUGUUAGAUGAUCUUGCCUUGAGUGGUGGGUUUUCUCAUCCUGAAAAUGAAAUUCUGGAAUAUUUAAUUAAAUUGAUGAUGAUCGUGUCUACGUGAAUCUCUUUAAAUGAAUGUAAACACUUCCAUGAAUUCAAGAAAAAACUAAACAAACACAAAAGAGCAUGUUGUAAGCCAAUGAGACUAGAAGACUUCCUUGUGUUGCCAACAUGGGAUGAUCCAUUUCGUUAAAGGAUCAUGGAGGGGCAUUUUAAGCACUUUGUGUGUACUGCAACAUUUUAUACCAUUCUUUGUUCAAAUGAGAAACAAUCUACUGUACAUUUUGUCAAGCACUCUUGGCAGUACACAU
Xyrauchen texanus (razorback sucker) is the source of this 1946-nucleotide messenger RNA. RefSeq names its product nyctalopin (gene nyx). The record is from RefSeq and is a predicted model, not a curated record. The transcript is spliced from 3 exons. Gene Ontology annotation, molecular function: protein binding. The coding region runs from base 110 to 1525 and encodes 471 amino acids. NCBI's taxonomy places the organism in Eukaryota, Metazoa, Chordata, Actinopteri, Cypriniformes, Catostomidae. Gene Ontology annotation, cellular component: plasma membrane.